AUGCGGUAUUUAUCACCGGCGCUCGCACCUCUUGCGAAUGUCUUCCGCAUCCCCAUGUCCCUGAUUCCCGCCCGCCCGACUGUCUCGCGGGUAUGCCACGAGACCCUGAACCGGCAAGCAAUACAACCCGGCCCGACCACCGCCGUCAUACAAUCAGCGCCGUUCUCAUCGACGGGAGCAGCGCAGGGCAAAUGGCAGGGAGAUAGACGAGUUACCCUGAUUCGCUACUUCCUCCACCACCCCAUCACCCCCCGCCCCCUCCGCUUCUCGCGCAACCGCCACCUCCGCCACUGGACCAUCCACCGCGCCUGGCACCUCCUGCAGGCCAAGCAGCGCCGCAGCCAGGAGCUCGAGCUGAUGCGCCAGUACCAGAGCAUGCAGAGCGCGUGCGAGGAGCUGCGCACUGGCGCCGGCGAUGGCGGCAAGCUGUUCCGCGUGUCCAUGAACAAGAAGGGCGUUUUCACCGAUCUGUUCCCCAUCGAGUAUGGCCGUCUGCAGACCGAGUCGCCUUCGGCUGAGGGGUGGAAUCAUGAAUGGACGAGGCCGGUGAAGAAAUCUUGA
Penicillium alfredii is the source of this 561-nucleotide messenger RNA. RefSeq names its product mitochondrial 54S ribosomal protein mL40. Gene Ontology annotation, biological process: mitochondrial translation. NCBI's taxonomy places the organism in Eukaryota, Fungi, Ascomycota, Eurotiomycetes, Eurotiales, Aspergillaceae. The transcript is spliced from 2 exons. The coding region runs from base 1 to 561 and encodes 186 amino acids. The record is from RefSeq and is a predicted model, not a curated record. Gene Ontology annotation, molecular function: structural constituent of ribosome.